This is a messenger RNA of Hordeum vulgare subsp. vulgare (domesticated barley), 832 nucleotides long. Its product is annotated as two-component response regulator ORR41-like. The record is from RefSeq and is a predicted model, not a curated record. Bases 120 to 503 code for a protein of 127 amino acids. Gene Ontology annotation, biological process: phosphorelay signal transduction system. The transcript is spliced from 4 exons. Lineage: Eukaryota; Viridiplantae; Streptophyta; Magnoliopsida; Poales; Poaceae.
CUCUCGGCCUCAGCCCUCGUCCAUCCAUUCAUCCAACCAUCGACGGCACUCGGCGCUUAAAAAGCAAACCUCUCUCUCUCUCUCUCUCUCUCACACACGCACACAGAGGAAGACGAUCGAUGGAUCGGAGGAGGAUCAGAGUGCUCCUGGUGGAAGACGAGGAGAUCAACAGGGUUGUGGCGAGAGCGGUGCUGAGGGCGGCCGGCGUGGAGGCCGACGAAGCGGAGAACGGCGCCGAAGCGGUGCGGCGCGUGCGGGAGCGCGUCGGCGCCGGCGCGUACGACCUCAUCCUCACGGACAAGCAGAUGCCUGUCAUGGACGGCCACGAGGCGACGAGGCAGAUCCGGGCCAUGGGGGUGACCACGCCCAUCGUCGCCGUCUCCAGCGACAGCCUCCCGUCGGACGUCCAGGCUUUCAUCACCGCCGGCGCCGACGACUUCAUGCCCAAGCCGCUGACCAAGGAGAAGCUGGGAUGCAUUCUCUCCAAGUUCGGGCUCGCGUAGCGGCCAUGAACUGGUACAGUACUUAGCUUGAUUCUUGCAGAUGACGAGGCACAGGUACCCCCUUUUAAGAAAUAACAUGAGGUGCUGCCACACUACCUCCCCUCCCCUGCUUCCGGUAGAUGGAUUAAUUAGUGCUACUCCUUGCUUCGCUCAUGUAAAUAUAUAUGGAUUAGUGAACAAUAUGUGGAUUGUACUCCGAGCAAUGAUCGUUUGGACUUGUAAAUCUAAGCCUUUUAUGAUGAAAAAUAGGGGAGAAGUCGUCAAGUUUUAUUUCGUUCUCGGCUAAGCAUGUCUCGAGGGUUGCUAAUAAUUCAGCGGAUCUUUUUCUU